Molecule: messenger RNA, 570 nt
Organism: Aspergillus clavatus NRRL 1
Lineage: Eukaryota; Fungi; Ascomycota; Eurotiomycetes; Eurotiales; Aspergillaceae
Exons: 3
Coding region: 1-570 (189 amino acids)
Source: RefSeq, a predicted model, not a curated record
AUGAAGUUCAACAGUGUUCUCGCCGUUUCCUCCCUUCUGGUCCUGGCUACUGCCCAGUCCACCACGACCACUUCCACAGCUACGGCUACCGCUACUCUGUCGCCCGAGGCUUCGUGCGCAGCCAAAUGCAACGCUGAUGACGUUUGCUGCCGUGCUGGAUGCUACAAAGUCCCCUGCCCCAGCGACCAGCAGGCCAACGACACUGUCAGCUGUGUUGCUGCCUGCCCCCAGGGCUCUGGUUCCCCUAGUGACACCGACAAGUAUGCUGCGUGCCAGAGCAGCUGCUACAGCAGCCACUUCUUCCCUGCGACUGCCACCCUGGGCGGUUCCAGCGCCACUGGCUCCGGCUCCAAGGACGCGACUGCCACCAACAGUGACUCUGCUGGCAGCAGCAAGGAGACCGGCUCGUCUGGCUCCGACUCCUCCAAGACCUCUGGCUCUUCUAGCAGCGGUACCCGCAGCGGCUCUUCCGCCAGCUCGACCGCCAACGCUGCUCCCAUCAGCCAGCUACAGCUGGGCGUCUCGGCCGCCGGUCUCUUUGGCUUCGUUCUCGCCGCGUGGGCACUGUAG